Molecule: messenger RNA, 4933 nt
Organism: Pseudopodoces humilis (Tibetan ground-tit)
Lineage: Eukaryota; Metazoa; Chordata; Aves; Passeriformes; Paridae
Gene: MARK3
Product: microtubule affinity regulating kinase 3
Biological process (GO): protein phosphorylation; microtubule cytoskeleton organization; intracellular signal transduction
Cellular component (GO): plasma membrane; cytoplasm
Molecular function (GO): ATP binding; tau-protein kinase activity
Source: RefSeq, a predicted model, not a curated record
CUCCCCCCCGGAGCCGCUCCCUCGCCGCCUCCCUUUCCCCUGCUCCAUCCCUUCCCUCGGCUCCAUCCCCUCUCCGCUGGAUGAGGCGGCCCCCUCCCCGCUGCUGACCCCUGCGGACCCCGGCUGUAGGAUGAACCCGAAGGACUCGGAGGGGGCGAGGCCGCUCCGCUCCCCGAGGAGGAUCUAGUGGGGGGGCACCGACGCGACGCCGCCCCCCGCCAGGCACCUCGUCCUUCAUGGUGGCUCCCUGCGACCACCAUCUCGGAGCAGACGCGCAGCCCGGGGCCCGUGUGUGUGUCUGUGCGCGCCGCCGCCGCGGCCGCCCGAGUGAGGGAAAAUGUCCACUCGGACUCCAUUGCCCACGGUGAACGAGCGCGACACCGAGAACGAUGUCGGCUCAUCAUUGGGGGAAGGCUUUUGCGAAAAGCACACGUCCCAUGGAGACGGACGGCAGGAAGUUUCCUCUCGAACUGGGCGCUCUGGAGCUCGCUGCAGGAACUCUAUAGCCUCCUGUGCUGAUGAGCAGCCGCAUAUUGGAAAUUACAGACUCCUUAAAACCAUUGGAAAGGGGAAUUUUGCAAAAGUGAAACUGGCAAGGCACAUCCUAACUGGCAGAGAGGUUGCCAUAAAAAUAAUUGACAAAACACAGCUGAACCCAACUAGUCUACAAAAGCUCUUUAGAGAAGUAAGAAUAAUGAAGAUCUUAAAUCAUCCAAAUAUAGUGAAGCUAUUUGAAGUCAUUGAAACUGAAAAAACUCUCUAUUUAAUAAUGGAAUAUGCAAGUGGGGGGGAGGUGUUUGACUAUCUGGUUGCACAUGGAAGAAUGAAGGAAAAGGAGGCUAGAGCUAAAUUUAGACAGAUAGUAUCUGCAGUGCAGUAUUGCCAUCAAAAGCAUAUUGUUCAUAGAGAUCUCAAGGCUGAAAAUCUAUUGCUAGAUGCAGAUAUGAACAUUAAAAUAGCUGACUUUGGUUUUAGCAAUGAGUUUACAGUUGGAAAUAAACUGGACACCUUUUGUGGCAGCCCACCAUAUGCUGCUCCAGAGCUCUUUCAAGGGAAGAAGUAUGACGGACCUGAAGUAGAUGUUUGGAGUUUAGGUGUUAUUCUUUAUACUCUCGUGAGUGGAUCUCUUCCCUUCGAUGGACAGAACUUAAAGGAACUUAGAGAAAGAGUGCUAAGGGGAAAAUACAGGAUUCCUUUCUACAUGUCCACAGACUGUGAAAACCUCCUCAAACGUUUCCUGGUGCUAAACCCAACAAAAAGAGGCACUCUAGAGCAAAUCAUGAAGGACAGGUGGAUCAAUGCAGGGCAUGAGGAGGAUGAACUUAAACCUUUUGUUGAACCAGAACUAGACAUCUCGGACCAGAAAAGAAUAGAUAUUAUGGUAGGAAUGGGAUAUUCUCAAGAAGAAAUUCAAGAAUCUCUUAGUAAAAUGAAGUAUGAUGAAAUCACAGCUACAUACUUACUGCUAGGAAGGAAGUCAUCAGAGUUGGAUGCAAGUGAUUCAAGCUCCAGCAGCAAUCUUUCACUUGCCAAAGUUAGGCCAAGUAGUGAUCUUAAUAAUAGCACUGGACAAUCUCCUCAUCACAAAGUUCAGAGAAGCAUAUCUUCUAGCCAGAAACAGCGGCGGUACAGUGAUCACGCUGGACCGUCCAUCCCCUCAGUAGUGGCAUAUCCCAAAAGAAGCCAGACUAGUACUACAGACAGUGACCUCAAAGAGGAAGGAAUUCAGUCAAGAAAAUCCAGUAGUAGUGCUGUUGCAGGAAGAGGAAUUGCACCAGCUAGCCCAAUGCUUGGAAAUGCCAGCAAUCCCAAUAAGGCUGAUAUUCCUGAACGUAAGAAAAGUUCGGCUGUCCCUAGUAAUAAUACUACCCCUGGAGCAAUGACACGGCGCAACACAUAUGUUUGUAGUGAAAGAACCACUGCUGAUAGGCAUUCAGUGAUACAAAAUGGCAAGGAGAACAGCCUGACAGAAAUGUUCGCUUACGCAGCUAGCCCUGCUUCAGUUUGUACCACAUCCUUCUCCAGUGUUCGGCUGCGACAUCAGAAGUCGAUGUCCAUGUCAGCCUCUGUGCACACGAAGAUGAUGUUGCCUCCAAUAGACAAUGGCGCAGAUAACUUCAGGCCUAUCACUAUUCCCGAUCAGAGAACUCCCGUUGCUUCAACCCACAGCAUUAGCAGUGCGACCACCCCUGACCGUAUUCGUUUCCCCAGAGGAACGGCCAGCCGGAGCACGUUCCACGGGCAGCUGCGCGAGCGCCGCACCGCCACCUACAACGGCCCGCCCGCCUCGCCCAGCCUGUCCCACGAGGCCACGCCGCUCUCACAGACCCGCACCAGGGGCUCCACUAACCUCUUUAGCAAACUAACUUCUAAACUAACCAGAAGAAACAUGUCAUUCAGGUUUAUCAAAAGGCUCCCGACUGAAUAUGAGAGGAACGGGAGAUUUGAGGGCUCAAGCCGCAAUGUAGCUGUGGAUCAGAAGGAUGAGAACAAGGAAGCCAAGCCUCGGUCGCUGCGUUUUACCUGGAGCAUGAAAACCACCAGCUCCAUGGAUCCCAAUGACAUGAUGAGGGAAAUACGAAAGGUCCUGGAUGCCAAUAAUUGUGACUAUGAACAAAGAGAGCGUUUCUUGCUUUUCUGUGUCCAUGGAGAUGGGCACGCAGAAAACCUUGUCCAGUGGGAAAUGGAGGUGUGUAAACUGCCAAGACUGUCCCUGAAUGGAGUUCGCUUUAAGCGGAUAUCGGGAACAUCCAUAGCUUUCAAAAACAUUGCUUCCAAAAUUGCCAAUGAGUUAAAGCUGUAACAAGAAAAAAUAGUUAAGUUGUAAAUUAGUUAGCAAUUUAAAGUGUUUUUGAGAAUUCCGAUGGAAAUGUAUAGAAUAACAUUUAGGCAAUAACUUCUGCAUCCUUCUGAAUAGUGAUAUUAAAAAAAAAAAAGCUGCUGAGCUGGGAGGGAGAGUUGGACUUUUUUAUAAGUGCACUACAGCAUUAAAGUUGCCUACUAUGUAAAAUAUUACCCCUUCUGCUUUAUUUCCAUUGCUCCUAAGUCUUUGACAACAAAUUGAAACACAGAAUAUAUUCAUUUAAAUAUGCCUCCUGUUUGUGUGGAUGUGUGAAUGUACAGUAUGUGUGUAUAAUAUAUAAAGUAUUAUAUGUAAACAAUUCAUUUACAACAUUGAGCUGUACCAGUACCUCUUUUUGGGCUAAUUUUGGUGCUAAAAAUUGAAAUGGCCAAGGAGGAAACACUUGAGUUAAUAUUUAAAAUGACUGAAGAGAUAACCAGUAAACACAGGUUUACAGUUCACUGCUGUGUUAAGAAAAGUGUGUGAAGGGUUUGGAUUUAUGGUUGUGAACAUUAUUAGUCCUGUUUUCUAAGUAGAUCUCAUGAAAUGAUUAAAAAUUCACUUUUACUGAGUAAGUCUUGCAUUAUAUUUUGCCCACCUAUUUAUUAUUUAAGUCUGAAUCAAAUUUUAAUAAUGUAGUUAAUUUGUGCAUUAAUAUUUGGGUAAACGCUUCCAUUCUUCUGCUUCUGCUAAACUACUAAAACUGUAUCUUUGUCCUUUUGGCUUAUGAGUAUUGAUCGCAGCUAAGAACAUUUCUCUGUUGUUCCUCUAGGGAAUGAGGCAGUGUAAAGGGAGGUGCUAAUUGCUGAGUAGUGGUUUUUUUUCAGAGCGAGUUUGCCACGUUAGAUUAGAUCAGGCUGAUACAAAGCACAAAGGGACUCUCAAAUCAUGGCCAUUCUCCGCCUCGAGCCACGUCCAAGUCGGUGCCGUUCCGAGGCCUUGCUGCACGUUGGGCAGUGCUGUCCCUCACCUUCCAGGCAGCCCUCAGCGUUGAAACCCGAAAGUGGGAAUCAAUUUGGCUACUGAUCUUCUCUGUCCAAACAUCCAGCUUUCUAAGCCACAGCCAUAGGCAGGAGCAGUUGCAGCUUUUCCUUGCAGCUCUCUUCCAGCGAGCUUCCCCUUGGCUCCGGUUGCGUUGCUUUGGAUGGCUCCGUGCCCGUGUGUCUCUGGCCGUGCUGCCGAGGGAGUCCCCUGUCCCCUGUCCCCGUGCAGUGUGGAGCCCGCCCCGAUGAACUCUGUUGGCCAACUAGCUUUUGGUAGGACAUGAAGCUGCUCUGGCAUAGCCCCCACUUUUUAACCAUCGCAGCGGUGAAGCGGAUUUGAUUUUGCAAACUAGGAUGAAGAGAUUUCUUCAUGCAUUGUUUCCUACCGAUACUCGGUUUAUUUCAUCGAGGACUUGUGUAGAUAAUACCCUGCAUUAUCUACUUGACCUUUUGUAUUAAUGUUUUGUGGUUAUAUUUCAGUGAAGCACUUACGCAUGUACUUAACAUGUGCUUUAAACUGGAGCCUAAAUUUGCAUUUUAAAUUUGCAGUGAGCUAAUAGUUACUCAUAGUACACAGUUCAGAUUUGACCCGAGGUGAAAAUGCAAAGUCCUUAAUAUUUUGCAAGUUAGCUCUUGUGAUCUGUAGUCUGUGAAGGCAGCAGACUUCCCCUCUCUUUCCCCUAAGCAUUGAUAUUGAUUAUGCUAGUUUAAAGGGUAAUCAUAGUUGUUAAAUGUAGUAAAUAUUCCUGAAUUUGCAUUUUAUUCUCUGUAUAUUCUGUAUCAUGCCAUGGCUUGAGAACUCCAGGUGCUGCUGGAGUUCAGUUGGCUUUCAGUGCUCUGCCCAUGCCUGUGCUGCUCAGGAUGGGUUUUUUCCAUGAAAACUCCAUUUUGUAAUAGCAAUAAGACAUUUCAGGGCAGUCAUUGUACUUUCUCAGGUGAAUGGUCACCUAUCCUUUCACUCCCUAUGCUUUAAGCACUCCUCCAAAUGUAUUUUUUUCACCUGGCAGUGCACUUUGUUGUCUGAACUGAAAAAGUGUUCUGAUAAAUUAUGUAAAUCUGUAUUCAAUGGAAGUUCCAAAAGGUUUCGUAUUAAAUGUUUUCUGAAAUA